Scomber scombrus (Atlantic mackerel) is the source of this 5960-nucleotide messenger RNA. It is a transcript of the gene glcci1a, whose product is annotated as glucocorticoid induced 1a. The record is from RefSeq and is a predicted model, not a curated record. Bases 375 to 1958 code for a protein of 527 amino acids. Gene Ontology annotation, cellular component: cytoplasm. The transcript is spliced from 8 exons. Gene Ontology annotation, biological process: podocyte development. Lineage: Eukaryota; Metazoa; Chordata; Actinopteri; Scombriformes; Scombridae.
UGGUAGAGGAGUGGAGACAUGUAAGAAACACGGACUAACCUGACUAAACAAUAAGGACAUUUAAACUAAACUUUAGUCAGCUGUAGGUCUACAGGUGUGCUGUUUAUAUUUAUGCUAAUCAGACACCGAAUCCAAGAAGUAACUUUAUAGUUGUUGUGGAUAACAUCGCAGAAAUGUAACUGUUCGGAAACUUGGACGUUGUGAAUGAACUUCAGAAACUUUGACAGCUGGUAAAGUCAGUUAAACAUGGAUGGCGUAUAUGUCGUAUGCCGAAAAAAAACUACGUCAAGUUAAGUUGUAGUCUAGUCAACAGGACAUUGCACUUUUACCACUCACACUGUUACAUAAACAACUUUUAUCAAGUGAAGUAGCUGAUGAUGUCAGCAGCAGCAGCAGCAGCAGCAGCAGCCAGCUCAUCCCAGCAGCAGCGGGUUAAACACAGCGGCUCCCCGACAGCCUCCUGCUCUCCCUGCACCAACAACAACAACACCGCGGUCCGGUUGCAGCCUAUCCGCGCCACGGUGCCGUACCAGCUUUUGCGUGGAAAUCAGCACAGCCCAACCCGCUCCUCUUCCUCCUCCUUCUCAGUAGCCGGGAGCAACACAGGACCGACGACGUCCCGUUGCUCCAGUCCCACUAACCCGGCUGGAAGCGGCUCGGAGAGCAGGCUGUUCCCCAGGCAGACACUCUCACCUUCGGACAGCAGGAGCUCACCAGAACGCUCUCCACAUUCUCCCAUUUCCAAAGUUGAAAGGAUCAAAUCACAGCAGGUGCGGAGUUCGGGGGCCAUUCGGCGGACUUCCUCCCUUGGCGCUAUCACAGGGCCCUACCUCACCGGGCAGUGGCCUCGGGACCCUCAUGUGCACUAUCCAUCUUGUAUGAAAGAUAAGUCCACACAGACUCCCGGAUGUUGGAGUGACGAAACAGGAGAGAAGAGGAGCACCCACCAGCGCUCUGCGUCCUGGGGCAGCGCUGAUCAGCUCAAAGAGCAGAUUUGGAAGCUCCGGCAGCAGCUCCAGCGCAGCAAACAAGGAGGACGCCACAGUAAAGACAAGGAGCGACUCUCCCCGCUCCACUACAACAUCACCUACAACCCCCCCACCAGCACCACCAACACCAACAACACCACAUCCACCACAGCCAGCCACGUCCAGCAGUUUUCCAUGUCGAAGUCGGCCCAGAUGCCGCUGUCCAACAUCACAGUGCCAAAGCCCUCCAUCUCCAGGGUUCCCAGCAGCAUGGAAGGCAUCAACCAUGAGCUGGAGAAGGUCUUCAUCAAAGACAACGGAGAGAAGGAGGAGCUGAAGUCUCUGGAGGUUCCGGACGGCCGACGGGCGCCCUUCCCUCCCCAGCAGCGCAGCAGCAGCACCCGCAGCGUGGACACCCAGACUCCCUCAGCCCCCGGCCGGUCCAGCAGCUGCUCCAGCCUGUCGCCCUGCCCCUCGCCCGCUCACCCACAGGGAUCCCACGACGGCAGCCCCUACUCCACAGAGGAUCUACUCUACGACCGCGAUAAAGACAGUGGAAGCAGCUCACCACUGCCCAAGUUUGCCUCCUCGCCCAAACCCAACAACAGCUACAUGUUCAAGAGAGAGCCCCCAGAGGGCUGUGAGAAGAUUAAAGCCUUUGAGGAGAUGAGCAGCUCCAGGCAGUCCGCGUCGGCCUCAGUCCCCCUCUUCUCCUGCCCCGACAAAAACAAGGUCAACUUCAUCUCGACCGGCUCGGCGUUCUGCCCCGUCAAACUCCCCGGCUCCCUGCACCUCACCCCGGCCUCGGAGCCCGAGGAGGACGAGGACAGCGCGGAGGCGGGCUCCAGCUCCGAGCCCCAGGGGGCCACGUCGUUCUACGGCGCCCCCACUCAGGUCUCCACGAGCACCAGCACAGACGACCCACCGGAGGAGCCUGGCUCGCCCUCAGAGACUGCAGACCCCCGGACAGACAGCCCGGCCAUCAGCUAGACCUGAGCAGAGCUGGCCUCUGGCUCCAGGAUUCACGCUAGCAACCACCAACCAUCACCACUGACUGUCCCACCAACACCUCCCUCUGCUCUGCCAGGGGAGCCUCCGUCUCUCUGUGCUGACCCCCUCCAACCCCCCCUUCUAUCUCUGCAUGACGUAGCAACAAUGUCCCAAAUAACCACCACCGCCACCACAAAGACUCGCCACUUAAUGUUCUGUCCUGCAUAAUGUCUGAGCUGUUGCUGGCAGGGGAGGACCUGAUGGUUAAAGGUUAUGAUAUGCAGGCAUCGGAGGGAAGAAUGGAGCACUAUGGAUGGGGGGAGGGGCAUGCAUUUUAAACUGGUAGUAUAUUUCUGAUUAAGUUAUGUGUUGUGUUCUGUUUCAACAUUCACAGUAUGAAUAAGCUCUCUAAACAUAUAUAUAUAUAUACACAUAUAUCUCUAUGAAAAGAAAGAAAAAUGCUUGUUUAAAAAAAAAAAAAAUCCAAAACUGUGUAUUGCUGUGUUAUGUACCGAACAGGAAAAACAGCUGUACUGUUCAGGAUUAUGUUUACACUAUCCAGGUCACAUUGUUAAAACCCUGUCGGAAAAAAAAAAAAACGAAGGAGAGAAGAAAAAAAGUAAUUCGGGCAAAGAAAAAAAAAAAAGACAAAAUGGCCACAAUUAGUUGCACAGUGUCUGCAUCUGGCCUCGCUUCAGGUAUUUCAAUCAGAGUCUAUACUCAGGUAAUUUGGAAUGUAUGUCCAUACAAAUAUCUGUAGCUUGACAAAGCAGAACAGAUUCACUGUCAUUUUCUCAUUCCUAGACAAAUCAUUCCUUUCUGUUCCAGAGUCAAGUCUAAGACUAGACCUGUGAUAGCGAGCUGCAUAGAGAAAAGAGUUGGAAGCGGUGGGUGCCCCCUCCCCUCGGGGUGCCUUUUGUUGACUGGUGGUGGGAUUUCUGUACGGACCACACGCACUGUGACCAAUGGCAUUUGUGGCUGUGUGUGUACUGAUGGAAGCAUGCCGGAGAGAGACUUGGGACGACGUCCGUUAUUUAAGCCUGACGACAGUACGCGAUUGGCUCCGCUGAGCCGUUUACAGCAGGACACGAGUGGACGAGUCUGCAGCACCUUCACGUUAAGAUACAAUCAAACUGAAGCAUUUGGUUCUUUACAGGUGCAGAUUGGAGGUGGAGUUGUACAAACAUUUUUCUGAGGUAGAAAUGAUCUUAUUUGUUAAGUUAAACCUCAGUUUGCGUAGCCAAAGAAACUUAGCCAUAUGGCAAACCUGACUUAAUCAAGACGAGAGCAUGAUAAUACUGGAUUUCUGUGGCCGAUAGUGAUAUUUAAGAGGGUUUUAUUUUAAGUCCCAUAAUCAUUUUUUUUAACAGAAUCACAUAAAGUAACUUGAAUUUGGUAGUUAAUGAAUAGUGACCAAUAUCGAGCAUGUUCUAAACAUUUCACCAUGUAAAAACACACUUAUUAGUGCAGACAAACUGUUUCUAUUUUACCCAAACGUACACUAUGUUGCUGCAGUUCCUUAAAACUUUUCAGCUAGCAUCUCCACCAAUACGAUGUAGCCGUGAUAAGCUAAUAUUAGUAUUUUUUUUAAAUUCACAAGCAGUCUAGAUGUUGAGACUUUAACAUCAGACCUUAUGAAAUAUCCUGUUGCAGGUUAGAAAUAAACCUUGGUUUUAAUAAGGCUUUAAUACGGUAAUCAGUAAAACAUAGUAGCACAAGCUAAACAUUAGCCACCAUAAGGUACUAGUCGUUCAUGUUGUUAUUAAAAAGUUUUACUUACUUUUUUAAAGCAAGUUUGAAUUCAUGAAGACAAACACAAUUCAUUAAAAUGAACGAGCACAACCCACGAAACUUAAUCACGUGUUUUGUUGUUUAUUCGUUGUGCGUCCGCUGCCUGACUUGAGUUAAGCUAACGUUACUUGACUUUGUUGUGGUUGUGUAUUGUUUUAGAAAGUCAGCAAACAGCCUCACCUUUAUCCACAAUAUUUCCGUUCGUGGUGUUUAUUCCAAAAUCUUGCACAUUACUUCUCACAUUGAUCUGUGUUAUCACUGUCUAUUUAGCACGGCUCAUUAGUACGUAGCCAGUUUACUGAAGGUAACAGGGUAUGCUACAGAUCAGUGCAUUGUAAGAAUACCCCUCCCUUAGCUUGCAGCACUGAAUUUAAAUAUUACAUUUUUCCAGUGUUCUAACUGUAAUUAGCUUAAUGUAUCAGUCGGGAAUUUUGGUAAAAAAUAUGAACAGUAUAAAAAAAUUUCCAACCAAAAUGUGUGACUUUAAUAGUGACACUAGCGUUAACGUGAUAUCUGAGUUUAACGACUGCUACCAAAACGUCACUUUUUCCAUAAUCAUUACUUGGAAUGUAAACGUGAUUUUCUUCAGAAUCCUUUUUCCAUUUAACAAAAAGAAGCCAAAAUUCACAAAUGUUAAACACAAGACACACAACACAAAAGUCUAAAAUUGGCAACAUUAUGAUAAUAGCUGCACUAAACUAUAUUUUUAUAUUAACUAUGGAUCAAAUGACUAGUGUAUUGUGAAAGGAAAUGCUCAUAGAGUAUGCUCACUUCUGAGCCUUUUUAAGCCUGUUUUUGGCUCAUUGUUCAUUGGCUCAAAAGUUUGAUAAACCGAUUUAGGGUUAGCAGCUAGUUGGAGCAGAAACUUAGCAUCCAGAUAUUUUUUAGCUCAGUAACUAAAAGUAGAGUGAAUUCAACACAAACAAGACUCUACAUCAGUGCUAUUAUAGUUCUGUGUGUUCUCGAUGUAUCAGUUAGCACCUGUUUGCUAACCCUUUAGCCACAACAACUUCAUAUGGUCACAAAAAAUAGUGUUGCAGCUUUAAAUCAGAAACUGGCUGAUGGGUUAGGGUUAGGGUGAUAAUGUCACGAGUUAAUCGCAGUUCUGGAUAAUUAAUGCCACAGACACAUUUUGGUUGGUACCAAAACAAGUAUUGUGUAUUUAUACUCGGCCCAAGGCAACAGUUUACUACAAGCUCAGAUUGCAGUCAAGCCAUAGAAGAUGAAUGUUUGUACAACUUUGGACAAUCUCCAAUCUGCAUUCAGGUGAUAUCCAAACUUAGACUGUUCUGAUAAUCCAGAUAAUUGCUAUUCCAUUAAAAUGCAUUCCAUGAGAUUUUAGCAAGACAUAAAUAGACUCAUGAUGAUUCAUUCCUAAAAUAUCUCUCAGCCUUUUGAUUUGAUCGCUGUAAGAGACUAGCUACAGUACUGAGAGAUGUUUGGUUGCAGAAACAGGAGCGCCUUCAUCUGUUUGAUGCACAGAUAAAAGGAUAAAACUGGCCUGCCUCCCUCUCACUGUCUGUCUGUUAUUGCUGAGUGUUGUAAGCACGCUGAUGCUACCACCAAGCAAGAGAAACCUUCUUAACAUCGCAUAUAUUCUGUGCAAAAAACACUAUCCUGUAGUCUCGGCUGAUGAACAUCACCAUGCCCAAAGUGUAAAUGAUCCACAACUUUCAUUUCCAAACGUCAAGAGUGAAACAUAACCGACAGUUAUUUUGAUAUCUCGUGUGCUUGUGGAAUCCCUGCAUUGAUGCUCCAUUCAUAUUUUGUAUAUAUGUGGCUUUUAAAGAGGCUCAAUGCAAUGUUGUGGUUUCUUAAGACAUUUCAGCACCUUACCAAGAGCUAUAGCUUUCCCAAUGUCCCGCAUAUACUCGGCAUUGGUAAACUAGAUGUGUGCAAUAAUAGGGGGGAGAAAAAAAGGUGUUGUCCUCCCGGAUGUUGUCCAUUCUUUGACACGACGCAUCUCAUCUUGCAUUCCUUUGGUUUUGAGCAUGGGGGCUGAAUCAGCAAGUAGUUUGUUGCUAAAGCCAUCAAUCAAUACAAAACCAGCACUGAGAGUGACCAGAGCACAUCACUGGCAGGUCAGAGUGUUCAUCAACUCCUACAUGAUACUCCUUAUGUAACCUGCAGUGUCAAAGUUCAUGCACAAUGGCAAUAAAAAAAACUAUUGGUUGUUUUGUCUACUAUUUUAUACGUAAGUGAAGGGAGAGU